UGGCAUUUGAUUGCUUAAAGACCAAUAUGCUCUAAUCUGAUUGGCGGAGACUCAUUCGUACGUCACGUGACAACUAAAGUGCCAAUAAAAGAAGACCGGGCAAUUAUUGACGGUUAGUUUCUCAUUUGUCGUGGAAAAUCUGGUUAUUCGUGUCCGAACUUCGCCAUCGCCUUUCAACGCAGCAAGAUGCUCUGGAUUCCGAACUCUUCGUCGGAACUCUUCACCUGUACUGGGAGACGAGUCACUCCGGUGGUCAGGUUUCAUAAUCGCGUGUUAUCCAGGAAAACUAUCACACGUUAUCAUCAUCAAGUGACAAACCUGCAGUUUCAAGGUUUGCCUGACGCCAGCGUGUUAUGUCCAGAUGACAUUCUCCUUUAGCUCCUCGAUUGUUGCAGUCUAAAUGUGGUAACUGGAGCUGCUGGCUGACCUCUCUGCUGCUAUGGUUCAUGACAUAAGAAAAAUCAUAGCUGUAUUGUUCGACGUAAAAGCCUGAUGAAGUUGGAAUUAUAAACUUAACUGAAGCUGAAGUUAUGUUAUAUCUUAAUAUAUAUAUUUGUUGUUAAAUGUCGUGAUUAAUAUUUCCGAUGUGUUAGUGUUUGAGUCUUUUCAGAUCACUCAUUCAACUGUGCAGUGUCACAAGCGCAGUGGAGCGUAGGGCCUCUACCCUGGUUUGGUUUUCCAACACUGUAGAGUUGUAAACUUAUUUUCUAACCAGAAUCAAACAAGAACUUGGUUUCAAUGUUGUACCAAUAACUGCUCGUAGCUUGGAUCCUGCCAGUUUUGUCAACACUCAUGUUGAUGUGGCUAAACUAAAGCCACUGCUGACACCAAUGUGACUGAUCGGUCAAACAGGGUGAUGAAGUAGAACAAACGUCGUCCUAACCAUUACGUGAGGUACACACUACUCUACACACUCUGGCUUGUUCUCACUCACCUCAAGUGAACUCUGAGUGUCGGUGUGAUAUUUCCAUGAAGCACUUCCUCUUCGUCACAUGCAGGAACAUUGUCUUCCUCUUCUCCGUUCACCCGGCUCUUCCAUUUCCAUCCUUCCCUCCAUGAUGCUCACCGUCUCUUCUCUUCCUACAGGCCGCUGCAGCAGCAGGUUGCACUGUCCGUCCUCCCUCAGUCGACCCUCUGCAGAGAACUCGCUGCCAUUAAAUUCAGACGGUGGCGUCUCUGCGAGCUAGCGCUACAGCGACUUGGGCUGCCAAACAUUGGCAACAGCUGCUACAUGAACGUGGUCCUGCAAAGUCUGCUGUCGCUGGAGCCCUUCAUGCGGGAGGUGCAGAACCAGGCCUGGACCAAUGCCAUGAUCUUUGAUCAGACUUUCAUCAGUUGGUUCAUCAGGGUGGCAAAGUCGCGUCUUUACGGAGACUCGGCUGAAAAGCUGUCGGCUGUGUCGCAUUUCAAAAAUUCCAUCGGCGCCCUGAACUCUCACUUCUUUGAUGACCAUCAAAAGAGUGCCCAGAAAUGCCUCCUCACCAUCCUCAGCAGCUGGGAAGGCUUCUCGACCAACAUGAAGAUGGCUGCCAGUCGCCUCGGGAUGAACUACAAAUGUCCAGUGGGGACAAACAUUGCGUUUGAAGCCCUGCGCAGCAGCUCCUGCAAACGAUGUGGAUGGCAACGGAAGGUGAAGUCCCACGAGGUGUUUCUCUCGCUUCAGACUGCCGACUCAGUGAGUCAGGCUCUUGGAAAUGUCCUGAAUGAGAGGCCUGCAGACGUUCGAUGCAGGCGCUGUGGGAGUCACCUGACUGAUCGAUUGUCUUUCAGCACUCUCCCAAACGUGUUGAUCCUGAGCCUGUGCCGGGUCCGACGCACGGCCUCAAGACGGUUCAUCAAGGUUCCUACAGCCGUCCAUUUAUGCCAGGACCUGCAGGUGGCAACGCUGCACAAAGAACAGGCUCAAUACAAGCUGGUGACGAUUGUCAACCGCCUUGGUUCCACCAGUCAUGAAGGCCACUACAGCUGCGACACCAUGCUGAAGGACAAUACUCCUCGCUGGCUCACCUUCGAUGACGACAAAGUGGAGGUGCAACCUUCUUCUCUCCUGGCUGAAAGACGGCAGACUGCACUCCUUUUAUUUUACGUCAAGAGCUAAUGACUGAAUGACUAAUGAAAGCUCUGACAACACCGGUCCAUGUAUAUAUCUAAAUAGCCAAUAAAUACAGU
Molecule: messenger RNA, 2169 nt
Organism: Synchiropus splendidus (mandarinfish)
Lineage: Eukaryota; Metazoa; Chordata; Actinopteri; Syngnathiformes; Callionymidae
Product: ubiquitin carboxyl-terminal hydrolase 37-like
Exons: 11
Coding region: 1232-2098 (288 amino acids)
Biological process (GO): protein deubiquitination
Cellular component (GO): nucleus; cytosol
Molecular function (GO): cysteine-type endopeptidase activity; cysteine-type deubiquitinase activity
Source: RefSeq, a predicted model, not a curated record